ACAAGGCCCGGCCCAUGUCAUUCUAUCCUCAGCUCGUCCGAGAGAUUCCCAUCCCACAAAAAUUAACCCAAAACCCUGGAUCGCUCCAAUUUUGUCAACGACAAACAAGCGAAGGGGAGCACGCAGAAUCACUCUCCCCCUAAUUCAAGUCAGCACAAAAUCAGAGAUGGGCGUCACGAAAGAAAACGUCGAAUCGGCUCUCAAUUCUGCCCUCAGCCCUUCCCAUCUCCAAGUGAUCGAUACAUCCGGAGGGUGUGGGGCGAGCUUUGAGAUUGAAGUGGUGUCGGAGAAGUUCGAGGGGAAGAGGUUGCUGGAGAGGCACAGGAUAGUGAACGCUGCGCUUGCGGAGCAGAUGAAAGAGAUACAUGCGCUGUCCAUUAAGAAAGCGCAGACUCCUUCGCAGUGGAAUCCACAGCCGGCCCAGGCUUAGACCUCGGUUUGUGUUAUUUGAUUACUGCUACCCUUUGAUACGAUUCAAUUGCAAGUCAUAAGCCCUUUGGGAAUUGUUGCAUGUUUAUUAUGCGUGAUACAUCUUAAAAGUUUGUGACCAACUACUGAGUAAUUAUUAUUUU
Molecule: messenger RNA, 572 nt
Organism: Asparagus officinalis (garden asparagus)
Lineage: Eukaryota; Viridiplantae; Streptophyta; Magnoliopsida; Asparagales; Asparagaceae
Product: protein BOLA2
Exons: 3
Coding region: 167-430 (87 amino acids)
Biological process (GO): intracellular iron ion homeostasis
Cellular component (GO): nucleus; cytosol
Molecular function (GO): 2 iron, 2 sulfur cluster binding
Source: RefSeq, a predicted model, not a curated record